Messenger RNA from Lactuca sativa (garden lettuce), 2115 nucleotides. RefSeq names its product CBL-interacting serine/threonine-protein kinase 8. NCBI's taxonomy places the organism in Eukaryota, Viridiplantae, Streptophyta, Magnoliopsida, Asterales, Asteraceae. Gene Ontology annotation, molecular function: ATP binding; protein serine/threonine kinase activity. The record is from RefSeq and is a predicted model, not a curated record. Gene Ontology annotation, biological process: signal transduction; protein phosphorylation.
CAACUAAACUAUCCGUGGUGCCUAAAUAAACCGGUGUGGUUAACUACCUACCGACACCGUCCAAUCAAUAUUCUCAAUUAAUUUCCUCCGGCCGUCGCCUCCUCCCAUCCUCGCCAUCACAAUCCUCCUUUCACAUCAAUCCCACCCACUCCUCCCUUCAACUCAAGUUUAUUCUCUAAAUCAGUAGCCUGUAGACCCCACUUUCUAUCUCUCUAUAUAUCUUAUCCCUUUUCUCCGUCAAACCCGCCUUUCUGUCUUUUAAUUUUCUUUCAUUUGCCAAACUUUCCCCUUUUUUUCGAAGACAUUAAUCGAAUCGGAAACUAGACAAGAAAUUCUCACAAAUCUGAUUUUGAUCCUGUGCUACUGUUUACUCCCUACUUGAAAUGCUACAAGAAUUUGGCUGAAUUGAAGAAAGAAAUAGUUAGAAGAGUGUAGAGAUGGUGGUGAGGAAAGUUGGCAAGUAUGAGGUUGGGAGGACGAUCGGUGAAGGAACCUUCGCGAAGGUCAAGUUUGCUCAGAAUACAGAGACUGGUGAAAGUGUUGCUAUGAAACUCCUCGAUCGAGCUACCAUAAUCAAGCACAAGAUGGUCGACCAGAUCAAGAGAGAGAUAUCAAUCAUGAAGCUGGUUAGACAUCCCAAUGUUGUUCGGCUGCAUGAGGUGCUAGCAAGCCGCACAAAAAUAUACAUAAUUUUGGAAUUUAUCACAGGGGGUGAGCUAUUUGAUAAAAUUGUCCACCAUGGACGCCUCAGUGAAGCAGAAUCUAGAAGAUUCUUUCAGCAGCUGAUUGAUGGUGUAGAGUAUUGCCAUAGUAAAGGAGUAUAUCACAGAGAUCUGAAGCCUGAAAAUCUUUUGUUAGAUUCCCAAGGAAAUUUAAAGAUUUCAGAUUUUGGACUCAGUGCAUUGCCUGCAGAGGGUGUCAGUAUCCUUCGAACAACCUGUGGAACUCCCAACUAUGUUGCACCAGAGGUACUGAGUCACAAAGGUUACAAUGGUGCUUUGGCUGAUGUAUGGUCAUGUGGGGUCAUCCUAUAUGUACUGAUGGCUGGAUACCUCCCAUUUGAUGAAAUGGAUCUCACCACGUUGUAUAAUAAGAUCGAUAAAGCUGAAUUUUCAUGCCCGUCAUUUUUCCCAGUAGGGGCAAAAUCGUUAAUUCAUCGAAUUUUAGAUCCAAAUCCUGACACUCGUAUUGGUAUUGAAGAAAUAAGGAAUGAUGAAUGGUUCAAAAAGAAUUAUGUCCCUGCUAGAGUUGUUGAGUAUGAAGAUGUUAAUCUGGAUGAUGUAAAUGCUGUUUUUGAUGACUCUGAGGAAGAGGGAGGUGGUGAUGAGCAACAAACAGAUGAAGAUGCAUGUCCUCUGUCUCUUAAUGCAUUUGAUAUGAUAAUCCUGUCUCAGGGCUUAAACCUGUCUUCCAUGUUUGACCGUGGUCAGGACCCUGUGACGCACAUAACUCGGUUUGUUUCUCAAAAACCCGCAAAGAUUGUGUUAUCAAGUAUGGAAGUUGUUGCUCAGUCGAUGAGCUUCAAGACACACAUUCGAAAUUACAAGAUGAGAGUAGAAGGGCUUUCUGCUAAUAAGAAGUCCCAUUUUUCUGUUAUCUUGGAAGUUUUUCAAGUGACCUCCAAUUUUGUGAUGGUUGACAUUCAGAAAGCAGCAGGAGAUGGUGCUGAAUACCUUAAGUUUUACAAGAAUUUCUGUAACAAUCUUGAAGAUAUUAUCUGGAAACCACCUAACGAACAACAACAACAACAACAUGGGAAAUCCAAGAUCACCAAAACAAAGAGCAAACGCCGUUAGAUCCGUUGGUAACUAGGAGAGGCCAGGCCAACACUGUUGUAGUUAAACCCAUCUCUUUCUAUCUCCAAAAGAAUGUAAAAGAUCAAUUUGUGGUUGAUAUACAUUUGUUGUAGACUUUGGUAUUUUUUUCUUUUUACCUAGAGCGUGGUAAUGAAUGAGAGAUAGAAUACAAUACAUGGUAUGACUAUGGUAUUGUAUUCUUUUGUUUGAGAAAUAAAGAAAUAAUACCAAGUGAAGUAGCUAGGUAAUGCAUUUUGUUUUGUUUUGUAUAACUACGACCUAGUUUUGGCUUAUUCACUCUUUCUUUUUCUACUCCAAA